Molecule: messenger RNA, 6613 nt
Organism: [Torrubiella] hemipterigena
Lineage: Eukaryota; Fungi; Ascomycota; Sordariomycetes; Hypocreales; Clavicipitaceae
Source: the annotation of a GenBank genome assembly
CUCAACUCCAUACAACACGGCCAUAGUCGUAGUGUUCACCGCAGCUCAUCCGUGAACCUGUCUCAAGAUUAGCGAGUAUCGAUGGGAAACUAAAUUAAACGAAUUAAAGCGGAGCAGAAGCUAGCACAAAAUGAACGCCGCAGAGGAAGACGUCGAUUCGAAGCUCCAGAAAGCGUCUGGUGAUCUCAUCAAGGACCUUGACGCCGCCCUCGUCAAAUACAUACGGAAGCUCGAUGGCCGUGGAGGAACUCGCGUGCGGUCUUGGGCUCGGGCCAGCUCCAUCUUCCCAGCCAUUUGCCAGGCGCUGGACAUGUUCCAAGAGCUUCCGCAGCUCUUAGAUCCGCACCUGCAGAAAUGGAUUACGUUGCUGGCUUCGUCGUACUUGGAAUAUCUACUGAGGGAUAGAGCUAGCAGCCGGUCCAAGGCAAAGUCGCCGCUGUUGGUGCCUAUUGAUCACGCCAUAUGCAAAAUCCUGUACACGUUUUGCAAAGUGCGCGGCGAAAAGGUCAUUGUUCGCUUCCUGAAUGUCGAGGCGAAAUAUCUCGAACCUCUACUAUCGGCUGUAGAAGAAGCCGAUGAGAGGUCUCAGCAGCCUGAUAACGAGCGACCAUGGUCUUGGGAGCAGCGAUAUAUCGUCGUUUUGUGGCUCUCACAUCUGCUGCUUGCCCCUUUUGAUCUCGCCACCAUAUCGUCAACGGAGUUUGAGGAUAGCAAGGUUCCCGACAUACCAAACCUGAGCCUAGCAGAUACUCUGCCUGGAAUCACUAAACGCAUUAUCCCCCUUGGAGUCAAGUACCUUGCGUCUCCUGGAAAAGAGCGAGAUGCUGCCAAGGCGCUGCUCGUUCGUAUGGCGAUGCGCCGAGAUAUGCAGCAGCUAGGUGUUCUACAGAGCUUGGUGCAGUGGUCUCUAGCAUCGCUAAGCCAGCUCGUGGAGGGUACGGCUGAUACCACUUAUUUUUAUAUCGGAGUUCUUUCUUUCCUCGCAGGAGUAUUGCGCUCUUCAUCGGAAACGUCUGAUAUGAAUGCGUUCUUGGAGGCCAUUUUCAAUGUCGUUUACGGAUUGACCUUACAGGAAAAUGAACUUGCGAAACAUAUCAGCUCUUUCGCAGUCGCCCGCAAAAUGAUACUCAAGGUUAUCCAAUCAGUUGUUGUCAUUUGCCUACGACAGCCAUCUCAAACGAUGGAACAUACGGUCAUUACGGAGACGGCUAUUGGAUGCUUGCUUGAGCGUGUUUCUGAUAAUGAUACCCCGGUGCGAAUGGCGGCUAGCAAGUCUCUUAGUGUCAUCACUUUGAAAUUGGAUCCAGAAAUGGCUUCACAAGUCGUCGAGGCAGUUCUCGAGUCUCUUAACCGCAAUGUCCUGUGGAAAAAGACGCAGGAUGAGACGGGGGCUAAAUCGGUUCGAGAUCUUUCCGCUAUCAAUCAUUUAGAAUGGCAUGGGUUGAUGCUCACACUAUCACAUUUACUCUACCGCAGAUCGCCACCCCCAGUUCAGCUUUCCGAUAUUAUCCAUGCACUUCUGCUUGGGUUGUCUUUUGAUCAAAGAAGUAUCUCUGGUGCUAGUGUUGGUUCAAAUGUCCGAGACGCAUCGUGUUUUGGUAUUUGGGCUCUCGCUCGACGAUAUACUACUACAGAGUUGUUGGCAGUUCCAUUGGAAUCGGUUUUUGCAGCCAAGUCUCAUCCCCAGAAUAGCUCCAUCAUUCAAGUUCUAGCGACCGAGCUUGUGAUGAGCGCCAGUCUGGAUCCGUUUGGAAAUAUUAGAAGAGGAGCAUCUGCUGCCCUUCAAGAGCUUAUUGGUCGCCACCCAGAUACGGUUGAACAUGGUAUUGCGGUAGUGCAAACAGUUGAUUAUCAUGCCGUUGCAAGACGUUCUCGGGCUAUCGGCGAAGUUGCCAUAAACGCAUCCAAGCUGGCAAAUCAAUACGCAGUAGCCGCACUUGAUGCAAUUCUGGGAUGGAGAGGUGUUGGUGAUGCAGAGUUAUCUGCAAGACAAGAUGCUGGGUCUGCUUUUGGUUCCAUAACAACCGAAAUCACGAAGCACGGAGCCACUGAUGAUGCAGAUCAGCUACGUCGCUCAUUUUCCGUCGUCAACGAGAGUAUCAAAAACUUGACUAAACGCCAGGUUGAGGAGAGACAUGGCUUGCUGCUGUGUUUCUCGGGACUUCUUGACCAGCUGCCAAAUUUGGAUAUUAAAGUUGAUCAACAUGCCGGCUUGCUGGAAGAGCUUCUCGCCGCAGUUGUGGAUAUCUUGAUCAACUGUAAGGAGACUACAUAUCGACGGCCAGAGCUGAUUGCGGUUGCUGCAAGCAUACUCGCAUUGUCGUGCUGGCCACUGCUGCAAAUGCUUGCAUUGAAAACCAACAGUCCAGAAAAGACGCUGUCUGGAUCAGUAGCGCUGUCCCCGACCCGACCAUUAUUUACGCAAACCGAUUGUGACGCUUUACAGUCAAUCUCAUCUGUUCACCAGGGCAUUGGGCGAUUUAAGGUCGCCCUGACAGAAAUUGUGCCGUUAUGGCUCGACUCCAGCGAAGGGGAUACGAUUGAACCGACUUCCAUGGCAGCGCUGUUAUUAACAAUGCUGCUGCCUGGCUCAGAAUGCGGGUCAACUAUGCAACAGUGGUGCGAAGUUGUCGGACUCAAACCGGCUACCCGAGAUUCUCGAAAGGGAUACGCCUACUUUUACAUUCUUGCAAUGUCAAGUCUCAGAAAGUCCGUGGACGGGCCGUCUCCUCUCGAUGCACUCUUGCAACGGUGGAACAAAGACAACGACAUAAACACUCGCAUCGCCAUUUUGCAAAGCUUGAUUUAUUCUCAUGCUGCCAAGACAUCCCCUGAAUCAUUACUCAACUUACUGGCUGAUGCUCUCACCGACUAUACUACAACGGCACAGGGCGAUAUUGGCUCCCAGUUGCGCGUGCAAGCAUUGAGGGCCGUCCAGAUUUUGUGGAAGAACGUCCAUCAGGGUGAACCUCAGCCUUGGUUUCAGCUUUCCGUAAAGAAACUCUUUUAUCUUGUCCUGCGAUUGUCCGCAGAGAAACUCGACAAGGUUAGAUUGGAAGCUCAAAUUGUCUUGAGCGUAAUACUGUCCCCAGCAAUGCAUGAGAGCUUUUUGCUCUCUCGUAUCUCGUCAACCGAUUACUUUACAAAGCUCCUUACGCUGCAGUCUUCUACUCAUCUUCAUGAGUCUGUGGUACGCUUAGCACGAGCCGAUCCGCUUGCAUGGAUCUCGCAACUUCUUACGGGCUAUGUAUCUUCGGCUGAUACUGGAAACGAAGACCUCGUGAUACGCAGCCGACAAGCUCUGACGGCGUUUUGCUCCGAAUCUACAGAUCAAGGGGAUCUCGUUUGCCAAGCUUUGCUGAACAACCUCAAAGACUACCAGGGUGACGAUAGAAUCCUUGUUCCAACCCUCGAGAUUGUGGUAUUCCUCUUCAAUGCUGGUAUUUUCCAGCGUCGGGCUGCAAUCAACUACAAGUCAGUUUGCCUCCAGGCCCAAAAGGCUGCCUACAAGAGCGGCAAUGUGCGCAAGAUUCUUGCCGCUGUCAAGGUAUACGGCGCGAUAGCGAGCAAGUGUGACGCCGAGGCAGCCAUCCCAGAGGCGCGGAAGCGACUGGGCGCCCUGAUGGGCCACCCGUGGCCCAAGGUACGGACGGCAGUGGUGGAUGAGCUCUGGAUGAUUUGUGAAGAUAGCCCGCUAUUGACUGGCGUUGAUUGGGGGCGGGCAGACAAGGCGCAGGUUGCAAAGCUUGUGCAAGAUCUCCAACUGUAAAUAGAAGAGUGGCGACCCCUUGAACGAGGGCGGAGAGAAGCCAGCCGGCUUCUCUGCUCGAGGCAACGGCGAUGACACCGGCAGUGGCUAGUGGUGGUAAUUAUAUACUCUCUGUGUCACUUGCAUCUACGUCUAAUAGAACCCUUUCGCUUGCAGCAUACCUCGAGAGCAGCAUCUUGCGUUGCACAGUGAGCCAUUGCACCCGCUGCUUUCCGCAUCUGCGACGCCAUUCAUCGUCCUGCAUCAAAGUCAUGUGCUGGUUUUGGCAACGAGUGCGCCCCUUCAGCCAAGUUUUUAAUAUAGUUGCCUAGUCCACUCCAAAAGAACGCCGUGACACUAGCAUGUACCGCGCGGCCGGUACGGCAACCUCCUCCUCGGCUAGUGGGAAAACCGUACCGCUUGCUCAAAGUACAAGACGGUGCCGGGGGCGUUUUGGCUGAAGAGUUACCUUAUUUGGGAAGGUCGACGAACUUUGUGAGGUGGCGGCCCCAUGACCGGUUAAUGGGGUUAUUUUGAUGGGGCUUCCGGGGAGGAGAUUUUAACGGGCGGGCAUGCUAAAAACUCAAAUUUUGAUUCACUGGGAUAAAUUGCCUAGAGAUUGGAGAAAACGCCUUCAGGGUCUCCCUCACGUCAAUAGCCGGUCGCGGCUUUGGCGCUAACAUCAAGAGCUGGAGUGACAUCCUGGUGUCGAUGAGCCAUUUGAAGGAGCUUAGUUAACCUCUGUCAAAGCCGAACCCCAGAUUGCCGGAGAUGCCGUCGCGAUUGGUAGCGGCGGUGGAUGUCGGAGUGGAUGCUUAGUGGGAGCGGCGUCUCCCCAAUGGCUGCUCGCGUGCCAUUCGACCUCCGUCGGGGCCAUGCCGUUUUUUGCUAGGCUAGUUAGCCUCAGCUAGAGAAUUGAUAUCAUAGGCCAGUUUAGCCUGGAAUCAGGCCAGGUAUCUUCUAAAUGACACCGUUUCAACAGUGUCUCGUUAGCAGAUGGGCCACCACCAUGUGGCGUGUUGGUGUGGACCGUGGCCCUCCGUAUCUUUUCUUCUGGGCGCCCGAUAUUGGAUUUCGACAAUGACGAUCGCUAUCUCUCAUUCUCCAUGGCACUUGCCACUCUGCCGAUUUGUCCCGGCUGCUUUAAGCUUACGAAACCGUGCUGUCGAGUUAUUCGACCUUUGAAAAUGACUUUUCACAGCACCCGAGAGCUGUUAUAGCUCAGACGUCACACGCGGUAAGCUCGGGGACGUUCUGUAUCAUUGCUUGGCUAGUUGGGGCGCUGUCACUGUCACUGUUGAUGAACCAAAUAUGCAAGACCACCAAAGCGCCGUUUGAUGGUCCAGGCUCAGUGGCUAUCCCGCCCGGCGACAGUUGGAGCUGGGGUUUCAGCCGAUGCAUCAUGCACCAGAUUACUGUUUUAGGCGACGCGUACAAGAGACAAUAAAUAAAAAGAAAAUCCAGGGCGCAGCAGCUGAGGGCGAUGGCGAUUCCGGCUAGGGUUGGUUGAUAACCGACAGUGUAGCUACGGAUGAAUGGGCUGCAAAGUCCAAUAAUUUCAUAACAGAGCGUAGCAUUUGCUCCUACAUGUGUAGCACAUAUAUUUCAAACUCAAACUGCAGCUGCAGCAGAAACAGUCGAUGCCUGUCUCUAACGGUGCAUAUCGAUCAGCACCUUAACUUUGGAUGUAACCCCGCUGCGGUUGGUCCCGGACUGUGUGUGUUGGAGAAGCGACCCUAUUUAGCAAUAAACUUUGGGGUUCCCUGAAACCUGGGGUCUGUGAAGCAGAAAGGCACCAAGGUGCGUACGGCGGCUGUAUAAAUUGGCAAGGAGGCAAGGUGCUGCGAUAUCAUUUCCUAGGCUGCCCAUUUGCCAAGGCGUUUGGAGGCAAAGCUGGGUGGUUCCGUGAGGCUCGCCCACGCUGAUACGCAAAAGCGCCACGUCAUUGCGGUCCUGGGCCUUUGCAGCGCCCGCUGACUGUGAGCGAGUAAGGCAAAAUCACCAAAAAGAGCAGGGUCGUGUACUGUAGUAGCCGCGCCGCCAUGAGGUGCAUGACGUGAGUGUGGGCGGCCACCGAGACGGGAUUCCGCCCCUCCAUCCAAACGCCUGUGUCUUGCAUCCUUUUGUUUGGUGAGGGUAUUUCUUUCAUCGAACCUUGGUUUUUCUGGAUGCGCCGCCGAGUUGCCAGCGCAACAACACUUGGUUAGAUCGAUGGGCAUACGUGUCGAGAGGGUCUUGUAGAGGGUUCCAGUGGGCGUGACGCUGGCCCAAGGGCAGGGAACAGGCGAGCCAGCCAAUGGACAAGCGACUCCAUCUCGAUCGUCACCGCUUGAAAAUCAAACGGAGAUGUCUCGCCUGAUAGAAUUCUGCAGGUAAUGCGCGUGCACCCACCCACCAGUGUUGCAUGGGCGGACGGGCAGCGUGUUGGUUGGCACUAGCAAGCAGGGGGGACAAAUGGUGGUGGUGGUGAUGGUGGAAGAGAUGGCAGUGAGGUAAGGCGCUGUGCGGGCCUGGCUUACAGCGCAACAGGGCACCAACACAGGUGGGAUUGGGGCGCUGUUGCUAGGGCGCUUUGUCUAGAUUUUCCGCCUUUUCCAGGGGGCCAGAUGGCACUGUUCACGUCCACUGUGGAAAAGAAGAAAUUGUCUCAGGCGGAUUUGGGGGUUGUGAUACUACUGCUACUGUACUUUGGUCGGGCCAUCGGUAGGUAGUACAUCCAAGUAACUAAUAACUUAGAAUUAGAGUUCAUCUGGUGUCUUGCAUGGUAGCGGUACACUGAAUCCACCAAAAACGAUAUACUGUACCUCGGGAUUCACUAGCAAGAGCAUCAUCAUCAUCAUCAGCAGCAUCAGUAUCAGCAUAGCA